GUUGUUCAGUGUGCAGUUUUACUUUCAACUUUGAGGGUGUGCUUUUGUCAUUGCGGAAUGUUAUGUACGAUUGUUUGUAUUCUAUUUCUGGCCCUCCUAUUGGCUUUAUAUGUGUGCUACAAAGUUCAGUUUAGUUACUGGUCACGGCGAAAUAUUAUUCCCAGUGUUCCUGGAAAAAUAUUCAGUGGCAAUUUAAUAGAAUUCUUAACCUUUAAGACAAAUUUCGCCUAUCACCUUAAAACCAUCUACGAUGAUCCCCAGUUCAUUGAUGUGCCAGUGGUGGGAGUGUAUGAUCUUUUCAAGCCCAGUUUAUUUAUCAGAGAUCCAGAGCUAAUCAAGUCAGUGCUGGUGCGAGACUUCGAAAGUUUCCCCAAUAGAUUCCCUGAAAUGGACUUGAAUCACGAUCCAAUUGGUGCCCGGUCAAUGUUCUUUACCAAAUAUUCAAUAUGGAAGAAAAUGCGUACAAAACUAAAUCCUUUAUUUACGAGUGCCAAGCUGAAAAAUAUGUACUACCUCAUACAGAAUGUUUGCAAGAAUAUGGAGCAUCAUCUUGACCAACAAGCCUACGUAUAUCGAGUUGAAAUGAAGGAUUUUUGUGCCCGCUAUACUACAGAUAUCAUUGCCACUACUCUUUUGGGAUUCCAAUCGAAUUCUUUGGAAAAUCCUGCAGAAGAAUUGAAUAAGGAGGUGCGCAAAUUGGCCGAUUACAACUGGAGACUUGCCUUUGAUUAUAUGAUUAUCAUAUAUUUUCCCAAAUUGGCAAAGUUUUUCGGCUCAAGAGUGUUGUAUCCUCAAACUGAGCUAUUUUUCCGGUCAUGCGUUCCAAGGGCUAUCGCUGAAAGGGAACAUAGUGAUAAAUGUCGUUUUGAUCUAAUCGAUAUGUUAGUCAAACUGAAAAGAGAGGCAAUUUCGUUGGGAGAGAACAUGAAAGACUUUAUGUACUGUUUAAUUGCCCAAGCUAUGGUAAUGACUGUUGCCGGCUUCGAAACAUCAUCAACAACUAUGGCUAAUGCCCUCUUAGAGUUGGCUAAACAACCUGAUCUUCAAAAAAGGUUAAAAGACGAAAUACGUACAGCAUUUUCCCGGGCGGAUCAGUUGAAAAUUCCCUAUGAGGAUUUAAACAAGCUGGAGUAUAUGGAUAUGGUUGUAUCCGAAACCCUGAGACUGUAUCCAGUCCUUCCGGUGUUGCAGAGAAUUUGUCAAAGGCCACCUGGAAAAGCUGAAUCGUAUUCAUUAAAGCCCUAUUGUGAAUUCUCAAUACCGGAUGGAAUGCCUGUGUAUAUAUCAAUGUAUGGGCUGCACUAUGAUCCCAAGUAUUGGACAAAUCCCACCACUUUUGAUCCAGAACGGUUUUCAGCCGAAAACAAGCAAUCGCUUAAUCCCGGCAUUUAUUUACCUUUCGGCAUGGGUCCUCAUAACUGUAUUGGAGUACGUUUGGGCUUGCUGCAGGUUAAAUGUGGACUACUGCAUUUGUUAAGAAAUCAUCAUGUGCGAGUGUGCGAAGCUACUGUGCUUAAACCAGAGUUUGAGGCGAAAUCAAUUCUUCUACAGCUAAAAGGUGGAGUUUAUUUGGAAAUUGUCAAGGACUGCUUAAGUGCUUAACUAUAAAUAUUGUCUACAUAUAAAAUAGAAUAUAUACGUGAUACUUGAAUACAACCUACAA
Messenger RNA from Stomoxys calcitrans (stable fly), 1663 nucleotides. Its product is annotated as cytochrome P450 6g1. Gene Ontology annotation, biological process: response to DDT; insecticide catabolic process. NCBI's taxonomy places the organism in Eukaryota, Metazoa, Arthropoda, Insecta, Diptera, Muscidae. The transcript has 2 exons. Gene Ontology annotation, molecular function: heme binding; iron ion binding; monooxygenase activity. The record is from RefSeq and is a predicted model, not a curated record. The coding region runs from base 58 to 1602 and encodes 514 amino acids.